GAUGCAUCAUUUGACAUUAACGGCAAUGAUUCGGAUCCAACACCACAAGAUAAUGGCGAUAACAAGCAUGGCACCAGAUGUGCUGGCGAAGUGGCCGGUGUGGCUUUCAAUAAUUACUGUGGUGUAGGUGUUGCAUACAAUGCCAGUAUUGGUGGUGUUCGUAUGUUGGAUGGCAAGGUGAAUGAUGUCGUCGAAGCUCAAGCGUUAAGUUUAAAUCCAUCACACAUUGAUAUCUACAGUGCAUCGUGGGGUCCUGAAGAUGAUGGUUCGACUGUAGAUGGUCCUGGGCCAUUGGCUCGUCGUGCAUUUAUUUAUGGUGUGACGAGUGGUCGUCAGGGUAAAGGUUCAAUUUUCGUAUGGGCUUCCGGUAAUGGUGGACGUUAUACCGAUUCCUGUAACUGUGAUGGUUAUACCAACUCGAUUUUCACCCUGUCCAUAUCCAGUGCUACUCAAGGAGGUUUCAAACCCUGGUAUUUGGAAGAAUGUUCAUCGACUCUGGCCACCACAUACAGUUCAGGAACUCCCGGCCACGAUAAGAGUGUUGCUACCGUUGAUAUGGAUGGCCGCCUGAGACCCGAUCACAUUUGUACCGUUGAACAUACUGGUACUUCGGCCUCCGCCCCCUUGGCUGCUGGUAUAUGCGCCUUAGCUCUGGAAGCUAACCCUAAUUUAACUUGGCGUGAUAUGCAAUAUUUGGUGGUAUACACCUCUCGCCCUGCACCCUUGGAGAAGGAAUCUGGUUGGAUGUUGAAUGGUGUUAAACGCAAGUAUUCACAUAAAUUCGGUUACGGUCUAAUGGAUGCUGGAGCUAUGGUCUCAUUGGCUGAACAAUGGACUACCGUACCGCCGCAACAUAUUUGCAAAUCUCGAGAAAAUAAUGAAGAUCGUAAAAUCGAAGGGACCUAUGGUUACACUUUGGCCACUCAUAUGGAUGUUAAUGGUUGUGCUGGAACCAUCAAUGAAGUACGUUAUUUGGAACAUGUACAGUGCCGUAUAACUCUGCGUUUCUUCCCUCGGGGUAAUUUACGUAUUUUACUUACCUCGCCUAUGGGUACGACCAGUACUUUGUUGUUUGAGAGACCCAGAGAUAUAAUCAAAUCGAAUUUCGAUGAUUGGCCAUUCUUGAGUGUCCAUUUCUGGGGUGAAAAGGCUGAGGGUAGAUGGACGUUGCAAAUUAUCAAUGGUGGUCGCCGUCGUGUCAAUCAACCUGGCAUCCUAUCGAAAUGGCAAUUGAUUUUCUAUGGCACAGCUGUACAACCAAUGCGUUUGAAGAGUGAUCUGGUAUCUCAACCCAUCCGUGAUCCGGUAUAUACAUUUCCAACGGAAUCGGAUCUCGGACAACCCAUAAAUACCGAUCAAUUUAGUAGUUUUUUAAAUUUCCAAAAUCUCUACACCGGAGCUGGUUCUAAUCCGGAACAGGCUGUUACCACUGUCGAUGGUCAUAAUAUACCCACACCCCAGCGACAAAAUGUUAUGGCCGAUUCGAAUAAUAAAUUGGUAUUACAUGAUUGUGAUCCUGAAUGUGAUUCGCAGGGUUGUUAUGGUCGGGGACCGACCCAGUGUGUCGCCUGUAAACAUUAUCGUUUAGAUAACACCUGUGUCAGUCGCUGUCCUCCACGUUCAUUCCCCAACCAAGGUGGCGUCUGCUGGCCUUGCCAUGAAUCUUGUGAAACCUGUGCCGGCGCUGGCCAAGAUAGCUGCUUAACAUGUGCCCCAGCCCAUUUGCAUGUAACCGACUUGGCUGUUUGCCUGCAGGUCUGCCCUGAAGGAUAUUAUGAAAAUUAUGACAACAAAACUUGUGUUCCCUGUGAAGCUAAUUGUGGUUCAUGUCAAGAUCGUCCCGAUUAUUGUACAUCAUGUGAACAUCAUUUAGUGAUGCAUGAACACAAAUGUUUCUCCUCGUGCCCGCUGCAUACCUAUGAAACGGAGGAAUACAACUGUGCUCCAUGCCAUUCAUCUUGUGCCACAUGCAAUGGGUCCGCCGAAUCACAAUGCAUCACUUGUCGUUCCGGCCGUUUUGCCCACGAUGGUAAAUGUUUGAAUAGUUGCCCCGAUGGUUACUAUGCCGAUAAAAAACGUCAAGAAUGUGUUGCCUGUCCAACGGGCUGCGCCACAUGUACCACCAAUGGUUUUUGUCUUACAUGCCAAGACAACUGGACGCGCAAUAAAAAAGGCAAAUGUAUUAUCACUGGCAGUGAAAAUUGCGAUGAAUCUGAAUAUUACGAUAACAACCAUUGUCAUCCAUGCCAUAGCACUUGCGAGACAUGUGAUGGGCCCACCGAAUCGAAUUGCUUAAGUUGCCCCCAGAGUCUACUGUUGCAGAAUAAUCACUGUGUGAGCACUUGCGAUGAUGGCUACUACAUGGAGGCCGGCGUUUGUGCCAAAUGUUUGCAUACCUGUACCCAAUGUGUGUCACGAAUGAAUUGCACGGCAUGUGCCAAAGGAUUACAGCUACAAAGUGGCGAAUGCCGUACCACCUGUGCUGAUGGCUAUUACAGUGACCGUGGCACUUGUGCCAAGUGUUAUCUCAGUUGUCAUACCUGCAGUGGUCCACGUCGUGAUCAAUGCGUACAAUGUCCCAGUGGCUGGCAGUUAGCGGGCGGUGAAUGUCAUCCUGAAUGUCCUGAAGGUUUCUACAAGUCAGAGUUUGGUUGUCAAAAGUGUCAUCAUUAUUGUAAAACUUGUAACGGGGCUGGACCAUUAGCCUGCACCUCAUGCCCGGCUCACUUUAUGUUGGACGGUGGCCUCUGUAUGGAAUGUUUGGGCUCACAAUACUAUGAUUCACCAACACAAACGUGUAAAACGUGUCAUGAAUCGUGUCGGUCAUGUACAGGUCCCGGUCAAUAUUCGUGUCAGACAUGUGCCUUCCCAUUACAUUUGGAUCGUUUGAACAAUCAGUGUGUACCGUGUUGUGCCAACGAUGCAUCGCCGGAAGAUCAGUCCUGCUGUCAUUGUGACAAAGAUACAGGUGGUUGCAUCAAUGCCUCACCCGCUGGCAAACGUCGCAUUGCCGCUGCUGCUGAACAACAACAAUUUGGUAGUUCUUAUGGCAACAGUGGUGGUCUCUACGGUAACCUGUUAGAUGAUUCGGAUGGAACAACAGGUGUUAGUGGUUUAUUCUCACGUGUCGGUUCACCUUUAACAACUAUCACAGCAAUUGCGGUUGCUGCCUGUCUUCUCAUUGUUACUGUAUUUGCUGUCAUUUUUGCCGUCUUACAG
Molecule: messenger RNA, 3219 nt
Organism: Musca vetustissima
Lineage: Eukaryota; Metazoa; Arthropoda; Insecta; Diptera; Muscidae
Gene: Fur2
Product: furin-like protease 2
Exons: 10
Biological process (GO): protein processing
Cellular component (GO): Golgi membrane; trans-Golgi network
Molecular function (GO): serine-type endopeptidase activity
Source: RefSeq, a predicted model, not a curated record